Molecule: messenger RNA, 989 nt
Organism: Drosophila willistoni
Lineage: Eukaryota; Metazoa; Arthropoda; Insecta; Diptera; Drosophilidae
Product: phenoloxidase-activating factor 1
Exons: 2
Coding region: 21-839 (272 amino acids)
Biological process (GO): proteolysis
Molecular function (GO): serine-type endopeptidase activity
Source: RefSeq, a predicted model, not a curated record
UGUUGCGCACUGCAGUCAAGAUGCUCUUGCUAUUUUUUUUAAUCAUCGGAGUGCAGCAAAUUUUUGUAUCAGAUGCUACUCCACAGGCAUGUGGCAAAUUCAAUGAGACGCAAUUCUAUAACCAACAGAAGUUCCUUGCCCCAGGCGAAUACCCAUGGUUGGGUCGGGUAGGCUAUCAAUUUAACAACCAAAUUGAACUCCGUUGCUUAGCGGUCCUUAUCAGUGAGCGUCAUGCUAUCCUGCCGGCUCACUGUGCCCGAGACGAGGCGCUCACCAUGGUCUUUAAGAACUCCAAAGGUCUAGAUUGGACAUACACAAUCGAGGAGAUGGCUGUACAUCCCGACUUCUCACCGAGCAAUCGCAACCAGCAAAAUGACAUAGCCGUUGCCACAUUGACGAAAGAUGUUCAACUGUCAGAAUAUACACAGCCUAUUUGCUUGCCACCUUCAGAAACAUCCGGAGAUAACUACGUUGGCCAACGAUUGGAGGUUGCUGGUUUUCCCCUGCCAAAGCGUAAUAAAGAGAAAACGGAGUCAUCAGAGCCUGAUAGGUUCCUCAAAGUUCAGGCCCAGAUAGCCAGCGAGGAGCAUUGUAAAGCUAAAUAUGGAGCGCAUCAAUUUUCGCCGACCUCAAAACAAAUAUGCGGAUAUGUCUCUGGUGAUGAAAAUGUAAUGUCUGGUGCACCACUCAUGGCUCUGACUAUGGUCGAUGACAAACCUCAAAAUAUAUAUCUGGUUGGCAUUGUAUCCUUUGGUUUAUCCAUCAAGAGCACUGAGUAUCCUGAUGUGUUCACUCGUAUUCUGCCAUAUAAAGAGUGGAUUCAGAGAAACACUUCUUAAGCUGAGUAAGAAAAUUAAAAGAAUAUACAUGUUUUUGGAGAAUUGUAUACAUUUCUUUAUUCAGAAAUAUCAAUUUGUAAUCACUUGAUAAGUAAUUUAAUAUGGAUUGAUAAUUAUUAUAAUAAAAAUUGGAAUUGUGUUCCACUUAUA